AAAUGGAACAUUUUGAAUCUGGGCACCAGUAGGAUUUCCCAUGAUCAUGAAAGCAGCAUGUUGUGGUGAAACAAUACAAAUCCAGUUUGGCUUUCCCCAGUUUCAUGAAUGCAGCACAUGCUGACAGGGUGCUGGUGGUGUUCGAAGCCCCGAAUCUUGGAUGGUGUGAACACGCCCCUAAUAGUCAUGAAUAAUGCUCGCGGACGAUGAGGAGGUGGUGAUGUCUCUUGAAGAAGUUCUGUAGAAAGAGACUCUCUCGCGCACACACACACACACAGACAGACAGACACACGCAAACACACUCACAUAUACGAGUCAUCGGAACUGUCAAUCACCCAGGCGGCGCCCUUUGAUGUCGGGGGUCCUCGUCUUGCCCUGCUCACUCUUGCGGGAGAACGUCAGUCCUCCUCCAGGCGGCCGCGGGACGCCACGGAACAACUUUACCCCGUCUUCUUCCGGACUUUUCAAGAGGACAAACUCGCAGAUUUGACGUCUCUUUUUCGACUUUUUUUUAAACCCUUUGGUUUUGAUUUUGUUGGACACACUUCAUAAAAGUGUCCCCGGACGUGGACAUGCCUCAGCAUGGGGGGGACGACCUGGGAGCCACCGACGAGAUGAUCGCCUUCAAGGACGAAGGCGAGCAGGAGGAGAAGGUCCACCAGGAGUGCGCCUUCACCGAGCAGGACCUGGCAGACCUCAAGUCGUCGCUGGUCAACGAAUCCGAGAUCCACCAGCACAGCACGGGCGGCCCCGCCGGCUGCGGCGCCUCGUCGGCGGUGAGACGGGGGCAGCCGACCGAGCAGCAGAGGGGCUUCCCGGACAAGCACAGGGAGCAGCUCGACGCCGCAUCCAAGCAACAAGAUGGCGGCGUGUACAAGACGCCGGCGUACUCUGGCUACCCUUUCCUCAUGCUGCCGGACCCCUACCUUCCCAACGGCUCCGUGUCGCCAACGUCCAACAAAGUGUCUGUUGUGCAGCAGCCCCACGGCAUGCACCCGAUUACGUCGCUGCUGCCUUACGGCAACGAGCACUUCGGCGGCAGCCCGCCGCACCUGCCCACCGACAUGAGUCAGAAGACUGGUGUUCACAGGCACCAAUCCCAGGACCUUUCAGGAUACUACCCUCUCCCUUCAGGCGGUGUUGGACAGAUCUCACCCUCUAUGGGGUGGCAGAAGCAGACGGUGUACCCCGCCGUUCUGUCAUCGUGCGGCUUCCGACAGUCCUUCCCCUCCAAUCUUCCUGCCGCCUCGUCCUACACCAGGUACUGCGGCAGGUUCUCUCACUCACUGAUGCUAGGCCCAUCCGGCAUGCACCCCACGGGCAUCCCGCACCCUGCCAUCGUGCCCCCUUCGGGCAAGCAGGAGCACGAGCAUUACGACAGAGGCAUGUAUGCGAAACCACACGUGGAGGCCAAACGGGAAAAGGAGCCCAAGAAGCCUGUCAUCAAAAAGCCACUCAACGCCUUUAUGCUCUACAUGAAGGAGAUGAGGGCCAAAGUCAUCGCCGAGUGCACGCUCAAGGAGAGCGCCGCCAUCAACCAGAUACUCGGACGAAGGUGGCACGCGCUGACGCGUGAGGAGCAGGCCAAGUACUACGAGUUGGCACGCAAGGAGAGACAACUGCACAUGCAGCUCUACCCCACCUGGUCUGCACGUGACAACUACGAGGCGGCAGGCGAAAAGAGUAAAGCCGAUUGGGGAAAGAAGAAGAGGAGGAAAAGGGAGAAGCAGCAAGACUCCAACACAGAGCCUGGCUCCCCUAAGAAAUGUCGAGCUCGCUUUGGCCUCAAGCAGCAGAUAGAUUGGUGCGGUCCCUGCAGGAGGAAGAAAAAGUGUGUUCGCUACCUUCAAGGAGGAGGCUGCGCGAGCCCAACUUGUUCACAUUUAAGUGCCGUAGACUCCACGCCGCCGCCUUCGCCCGCCGCCCUCGCCCGCGGAUCCCCUUUUCAACAACAACUACAUCAGCGUCCCUGUCGCCCCCCUCCUGCCGCGGCCCUGGCCAAACGCAAGCUGUCAGCCACGUGACUCGCGUCGCUUGCUUUCAUGGGUGACCAGGAGGAAAAAAAAACACAAUUUAAAAUUUGUACAGCAGGGAGUUGCCGUGUUUAAAAAAAUAAUAAUAAUAAUAUAGAAGUCCACACAAACACAAGUUUCUAGCCUAAUAGCCAUCGUGCUUAAGUUAUUUUUUAGCAUUUUCAACAACAAAAAGAAACUCCUUGCCUGGAGUCAACUUUUUGCGUUAACAAAAAUUUUUAGCAAGCACAUGAGCCUUUUGUAUUCACAUUGCAACAACAGGUUUGAAAUGACUUAGGCAAAUUAGGCAAUUAGACUAACAGAAUAUUCUUUCAAAACACUUUUUCAUCAUUUUUGCGCAUUUACAGGAAACCGAUUUUUUUCGCUCUCUUUAAAAAUGGUAUCUGAAUACAAGUAAGAUUACAAGAUUUAAUUUGUUAUUUUUGCAAAGACAAAGCAGAACUUUUUGUUUUUAUCUUAAAAAGGAUUGAAUACAUUUCAAUCAGGAAACUUUAAUGAGCAUUUUUGUCUGGUUUCAGGACAAAUUAAAGAUCUUUUGUCCUAACAUCUUUUUACAAAGGAAAACAAUCUUUCUAUUUAAAAACAACUAUUAUAAUCAAUAAUACAUGAACUAAAUAUAUUUGUUGUGUGUUUCAGAUGAAAAUCUCACCAUUUGUAUUAGGUAACUUUCCAGUCUUUGUGUAUUUUAGCAACUGAAAUACCAGCAAGUCCCUUCUCACUCCGUUCCCCCUUUUCAGACUUUUAAAAUCAAUGUAAGGGGUUAUGGCGCCCUCCGGUGGUUUGGCAUGCACCACACACCCAAACUGCGUACUUGGAGCAGACACGAGGAACAAAUGUGUUUGAAAAGAAAUAUUUAGUGUCUGUGUGGACUUUUAGAGCCAUACAUCGAUUCUUCCUCCUCAUAGUGUGCGAUCAAAUGUUUCAACUAUUUUAGGCACUUUCACUCACUUUCAUAUUUUGUCCUGGCUUCUUUCAAAGGUCAGAAAUUUUGCUGGUGGCCAAACCUGUGAGGGAUUGCGAUCUUUAAUUUUUUUUUCCCCCUCUUUGUUUUGACUGAAUAUUUUGUCAACGAUUUCAAAGACGACCAAAUAGGUACUAUUGUAUUAUGUGUUGUAAAAUUUGUUUUUUUUCUAUCAGUGUCAAGAAGGUCCUGUAGUUAAUUAACUUGUGUAAGUUUAUGGGGGGGUAGAAACAUUUUUAGUCAUGUCCGUACCUUAAAGCAAUAUUUUCAAGUGUUUUGUUAUUGUUGCAUUCACAUAGCAAGUUCUCAUUUCUGCGAUGAUGCUUUUAAAUGUCCCACCAAAACACACCUGAACGCUGUCUUUUUUUUCAUAUCCAUUUUAUCAGUUCUUAUGUUGAUGUAUUAAAAUUGUUAUAUAUA
Molecule: messenger RNA, 3414 nt
Organism: Hippocampus comes (tiger tail seahorse)
Lineage: Eukaryota; Metazoa; Chordata; Actinopteri; Syngnathiformes; Syngnathidae
Gene: tcf7
Product: transcription factor 7
Exons: 13
Coding region: 573-2024 (483 amino acids)
Biological process (GO): canonical Wnt signaling pathway; regulation of transcription by RNA polymerase II
Cellular component (GO): beta-catenin-TCF complex; chromatin
Molecular function (GO): RNA polymerase II cis-regulatory region sequence-specific DNA binding; DNA-binding transcription factor activity, RNA polymerase II-specific
Source: RefSeq, a predicted model, not a curated record